Molecule: messenger RNA, 2078 nt
Organism: Hypomesus transpacificus
Lineage: Eukaryota; Metazoa; Chordata; Actinopteri; Osmeriformes; Osmeridae
Exons: 14
Coding region: 847-1947 (366 amino acids)
Source: RefSeq, a predicted model, not a curated record
CUCAUCUGGAGCAGAGGAGAGAAAGGUUGUAGAAUGUCUGUGACACAAAUACAGGAGGUGAGCAGCAGGCUUCUUCACCUUAAACCUGAAAUUCCCCUGAAAUCUUCUCCCGCAAACCACGAGGUCUUGAAGAGCUGGAAAGGUGGAAAGCCACGGAAUUCCGGCAGUUUAUGCUGUACACUGGUAAGGUGGUGCUGAGGGGAAUCCUGAGGGAUGACCUGUACCUCCACUUCUUGUCCUUCAGUGUGGCGAUGUGCAUUUUAGUGAGCUCUACGACUCUCAAGCAGUAUUCACAAUACGCUCAACAACUACUGCAGUACUUUGUUGUGAGAGGACGGGAGCUUUAUGGCAAGAUGUUUCUUGUGUACAAUACGCACACAAUGCUCCACAUAACUGCAGAUGCCGUUUUGUUCGAUGGGUUGGACAACUGCAGUGCCUUUAAAUUUGAAAGUUUCUUGCACACCAUGAAGAGGAUGGUGAGGAAUGGAAGAUGCCCCCUUUACCAGGUGGUGAAGAGGAUCGAGGAGAGAAAAGAAGAACCCCUGCAAGUGCAAAAACAGAAAAUUACAAAUAGCCCAAAGGACAGAGCGUUCGUGCUGGAUAGUGAGGAAGGCUGCGAUGUCAUUGAUGAGACAGAAAAAAAUGGGUGCCACCUGUGCCGUGUAUAUAGUAAUCCGCAACCACUGUUUUUGGAGCCUUGUAACUCAUCCAUCAUUGGAGUGUUUCAAUACAAGAACACAACCACAACAAUGAGAUGGAUUCCCUGCGAAACAAUAAAGAGUAUCGCCAUGAAGAAACAAAUGGGGGAUAAAAAGAUCUUCAUGAAAAUCUUACACAAACUAUGAAAUGUACUACAUUGUAGAAUUCCUUGAGGAAAACCUGGUGGGAAUAGUGGCCCAGUGUUGGACCUAUGAAGAAAAUGAGCAACAAUACAGCUACUGGCCACCAUCCAACCCGACCAAAAGGGCAAAAAAACAGGAGAUCCCGGAUGAGGAGCUGUGGAUCAGCAGAAGAGUCCGGAUCUUUGCGGCAACUGGUGAUUUUGAGAGAGCACUCAGAUGGAGCAAGACAGCUGAGGACAAGUCUGCCGUCGAAACGGAGGAGGACCAACCGAGAAAAAAGAAAAGACCUAACAAAUUUGGAGACAGCAGUGAAGAUGAGGGUUCAUCAUGGGAAGUUGAGCCGAUGAAAAAGACAAAACGUCGAGAUGGACCAUUUCCACGAACCAAAGCAACUACAGACUCUUUAAAAAAGAAGAUAGAUAUAGCUAAACUUCCAACCCCUCCCCGGCCAAAGAAAGCAAAAAUCUCAGAUCCAUUCCCAAACCCUCCACCUCCGACCCUGGCAACAGAUGGAACUGAUGAUGAACUACCAGAAUCCCAGCACUCCAUGACUCUGACCCAGCAUUUUGUCGAAGACAAGAGACCCUCUUGGCCAGCGACAGCUUGGGAGCCAAGAAAACUCCAAGAUACACUACAAGUUCUCCUUCGAAAGGUGGAGACAAUUGAAGCAAGCCAGAGGGAGAUACUUCUUCUGUUGCGCAGAAGCCAGGGAAGACAAAGUGAGGAGCCAGCACUCAACUUUGUUGCGGCACAAUGCGUAAAAGACCUUCAGGAUCUUGAGGAGCGCCUCAAGAUGAACGAGUUCAGAAAGAGAGUGAUUCACCAUCUCAGCCUCACUGGUGGGGCCACUCCUGGAGAGUGCGUCAGGAGAGUGAUGCGGUCGGUGGCAACAAAUGCUGUCUGGAGCUGCUACAGCUUCAAGGGGAAAAGGGAGAAGUUGCCUUUCAUUGGCACAACUGUGUGCACAACAAUUAAACAAGCAGUUAUGAAAUGGAAGACAGGGCUGGGAGAGGAGGUGGUUGAGAUCCUGAUAGGAGAGACUUUGAAACAUGCUCCAGCACAGACCAUUAAGGCGCAACUGGUCUCUUCAGUUGGAGGAGUAUAGCUGCUGGAACCACGGCCUUCUUUUCGACAUGUUUUCUUUUUAAAUAAAGUUCUUGCAUGUAACUUGGUCCAGUAAGUCCCUGUCUAAUUUACAAUUACAACAUAGGAUAACGUUGUGUGUUGGUAUGGCUG